AUGGCCAUCAUGCUAGGCCUCGUCCUGGGUCUGCUCAUUGCGAGUGGCCCGGUGUACGCAGGGUCGCUGAAGGACAUCGAGCAUGUGGUGAUUUUCAUGCAGGAAAACAGAUCCUGGAACAGUUAUUUUGGAACCAUGGCCGGGGUCAGAGGAUUCAACGAUCCCAACGUCCAGGUCAAUCCUGAUGGAUUGCCCGUGUGGUACCAACAAGUUGAUCCAGACAUGUCCAACAAGACCAAGACCCUCUUGCCGUGGUAUCUGGGAUAUCUGGGCGGUGACUGGCCCGAAGCCAUCCAGUGCAUGGUGGCCGGAGACAACGGCUAUCAAGACAACCAUGCCGCAUUGAACUCGGGCCUGAACAACCACUGGGCCAGGAACAACACCCCGUGGAGCUGGGGUUACCUCAAGCGAAGCGAUAUCCCCGUCCAAUUCGCUAUUGCUGAAGGCUGGACGAGUGGCGACAUGUAUCAGGAGGGCCAAGUCACGGCCACCAACCCGAAUCGUGUCACCUUGGUCAGUGGCUCUAUCAAUGCUCCUGGCAGUCCUCAGAGCCCCGACCAAGGAGGUGUCUAUAUCGACAACAAUGAGACUCCAGGCUGUGAGAAGCCUAAUGUGUCCUGCUACCCGCUCAAGUGGAAGACCAUCUAUGAAUUCUACGAAGAGGCUGGGGUCUCGUGGCAGGUCUACCAGGACACAGACAACUUCGACGAUAACCCUCUCGCUUGGUUCGAGCAGUUCCAGAACGCGCCCAAGGGCUCUGCCCUGGCUCAAAAGGGCAUGUCGUACGUCGGUCUCGACACUUUCUAUGACGCUGCUGCUAAGGGGGAUCUCCCUCAGAUCAGCUUCAUUGUCGGGCCCAUGGAGCUGUCUGAGCAUCCUCCGUACAUGCCCAAGGACGGCGCUUGGCUGCAGCAGCAGGUUGUCAACGCGGUGGUCAACAGCCCGAAAUACAACUCGACCGUGCUGAUGAUCAGCUACGAUGAAACUGGUGGUUUUGGUGAUCACGUCCCCCCGUUCCACUCCCCUCCAGGCACGCCCGGCGAAUGGAUUGAAGAUCCUCUGGGCUACUUUGGAGACGUCUUUGUCGGGCCAGGUUUCCGAGUGCCGUUCUACAUCAUCUCCCCGUGGACCCGCGGCAACCGGGUGUUCACCGAGAGAGCGGACCACAACUCCCAGAUCCUCUUCCUUGAGGAAUGGCUGACGGCCAAGGGAUACCAGAACGUCAAGACGGAUCAGAUGGUGGCUUGGCGCCGCGAGCACAUGUCCAACCUGGUCAACGCGUUUGAUUUCGACCACCCCGACUACAGCAUUCCGUCGAUCCCCAAGGCGCCUGAGCCUCACGUGAAUUCCAACGGCGGCUGGGACGGAACGGCCCUCUGCGAGGCGCAGCACCCCAACACGCGGCCUCCCGUGCCAUAUGGAGAGCAGAACAUCACGACUGCGUUGGACUUUGAGGAGGGUUUCAAGGAGGUUGUCGGGUAUCUGACCGAAGGGCGCUAUCUCGUCUUCGAGAAGGACGGAGUCGCACUGACGAACCCAUCCGCGAACGCCAAUGGAACGGGACAGGUGACCGUCAGCCGCGCGACCAAGGACCACCGCAGCAAGAACCAGCGCUGGGUGAUCCACUACACGCGGGGCGAGGAGAGCGGCAUCUUCAAGGUGUCGAGUGCCCUGGACGGGCGAUACAUCGGCGCGGAGGGCCGCCUGCUGCCGUCAAGUCAGCAGGCUCAGGCCGCUGACGUGCGGAUCUCGUUCCUGGGGAAUGGCAACGGGUACACUGUGCAGUAUGCCGAUACCAAUUCGUCUGUCGUCGACGUUGGCAACGAGGGCGUUGUCACCAACGAUGCACGAAACAAACCGACGGGCUUCAAGAUCUGGAGUGUUUCGUACCACGACUAG
Molecule: messenger RNA, 1899 nt
Organism: Rasamsonia emersonii CBS 393.64
Lineage: Eukaryota; Fungi; Ascomycota; Eurotiomycetes; Eurotiales; Trichocomaceae
Product: Phospholipase C
Exons: 8
Coding region: 1-1899 (632 amino acids)
Molecular function (GO): hydrolase activity, acting on ester bonds
Source: RefSeq, a predicted model, not a curated record